CCCUGCGAUCCAUCAAAACUCAUCCAUUGGCCCUAUUUCGGAUACAAUAGCACCUUCUGGCGAGAGGAUACUAUAAGUUCUAUAUAGAGAAAGACGCGCAAGAUUGCUCCCCUCUCGAAUUUGAAGUCAGAAUGUCUCUCCUCGGUUCCAUGUGCAAAACAAGGCCCUGGAUCUUCAAUUAGAUAAUCGAUUAAUGUGCAAGUUGAUGAAUUGCCAAAACAUCGAAGACCUUCGAAGUCAUUAGCUUGUACUUCCACUUAAUAUAAACCAUUAAAAAUCGUAUUUCAUUGUUUCGUCUUCGGUAUGAGAUGGCAGUAAACCUUCAUGUGACCUUUCGCGACGUCCGACAAUAACAAACACGAUCGUUCCUUAAGUCCUUUGUUCCUGUCGUAACUUAAAUGUGAAAUAAAUUAUUUCUGCUAUUCCUCAUUAGUAUAAUUGCAUUAAUCAUGAAUAAUAAUGAGAUUGACGUGAUGACUGAACUACGGGCGUACUGGUGUCACGAGCUGGAGGAACUGAUGGAGUGUCCCGUAUGUCUGGAUGUACCACAGGGCUCCAUUUAUCAGUGUAUUGAGGGACACGACAUUUGUCAGUACUGUAAGAAGAUAGUCGACAUGUGUCCAAUUUGCAAGAAGCCUUUCAAUGAGGGUCGUAAUUAUACGGUGGAGAAAAUUAUAGCCAAAUUUCAAGACAUCAAGCUUUCGCUUAUGGAGCCCGAAAAUGAUAUCAACAAAUACACCAUACAGUUGAAGAAAUCAGUUGGAACACAGACUACAGAGCCAGGUGGAGGGGUUAUAAUUCGUCGCAGUUCCAGAGUAGCUCUUCGUGAAAAGGGGGAAACUAGAUCAACAACGAGUGGAGAAAAAUAAAGAAAGAGGAAAGCAGAGAAAGGACUGUUGCACAUCCAUUUAAAUACUUUCUGAGUUUCACCAGAUUCAUUAUCUGUAUUAUCCUUAUCCCCUUGGAAUAACUAAACUAUCGAAUGACUGUCGCAUUUUUAUAAAUUAAUAGCUACGAGGUUGAAAAUUUAUGCUCUAUAAAAAUAGUUAUAUACCCCAGGAUGUUCGUGACCAAGAAUUGCGGAAUUCCCUUAAUAAAACAAUAAUUUAGAGAGAAAAUGAAAUUUAAAAAUUUAACGGUGAUUGUUGUCAACUGUACACAACGUGUGUUUGCAAAAACUAAAUUAUUCCAUUUACGUUUAAAAACAAUCCAUUUUAUCCGGCUUUCUGAAAGAUAUAAUUAGAAUAUUUUUUUUCAUGGUCUGAUUUUCCAUUGCAAUUCGAUCGAACUCACUGUUUCCGAAUAAUUUUUAAACAUUUUUCUUGAUUUCAGUUAUUCUUUUCCUACUAUAUUUUAUUUAAAUACAAUUCAUGCCCUUAAGCUAAAAUUCCAUUUUUUUUAUAUUUAUAAUUUGGCUCAAGGUAUCGAUUACCAAUAAGGCUCAAUUGUAAAAACAUGUUGAUUUAGAACUAGCAAUGUCUCAGCGUGUAAAAAAAUAAAUUAUUAAAUUGUAUGCAUAGAAAAUCCAAUGCAUGUGACGGUUUUUUCCUCCAAUGCCAAAAAAUAUAAUGGAAGCUUCGAUUAAACUAUUCUCCGCUACCUAUAAAUUUGACUGUUAAAUUACGGUUUAGAUUAACAGGAAUCUAGGAUCCCAAAAACAUUUGAUAUUGAAACUAUAAACCCAUAACCUAACAAAAGCUAUUUCAACUUUUUUUCAUAUUUAUAGAAUUUUAGAAUUACUUUUUUGGAUACGAUAAUGAUCGCUCAAGAAAGCUAUUCUGACGAAGUUCCAAGCUGAUUAGCUGUUAAUUUUGAUGAAACAAUUAAAGCAAUUAAACAAUUUAUCGUACCUAUGAAUUUCAUAUGAAACUGACAACGAAUAAACACAAUUUUCAUAAUAAUUUUAUUAUGCGAAUGAUUAUCAUGGAGAAGCAAAAAUAUAAUUAAACGGAUUUUAAAAUAGUUCAAACAUUUUAAAAGCUUCCUUUAUAGUAGUCUUUAGUAGUGAUUUAAUAUAUGCGCGCGUUCAACUUUCUGCUCCUCUUUACGGUGGCAUUAAUUCAUCUACAAUAAAAAUGAAAGGCGUUUUGUCAGAAUUAUUAUAUUUCUUUUUCUUUUUUUAAAAGAAAGUAGUAAUAUUUUGUGGAGAUCCCUGCGUCCUAUAAAGCUAAACAGCAACUUAAAAAAAUAAAACAAUAAACAAACUACCGAUAUAACAUUCGAAACCAAAACCAACCGGACUUCAA
This is a messenger RNA of Fopius arisanus, 2246 nucleotides long. RefSeq names its product E3 ubiquitin-protein ligase SIAH1B-like. Gene Ontology annotation, biological process: multicellular organism development; proteasome-mediated ubiquitin-dependent protein catabolic process. Lineage: Eukaryota; Metazoa; Arthropoda; Insecta; Hymenoptera; Braconidae. The transcript is spliced from 4 exons. The record is from RefSeq and is a predicted model, not a curated record. Bases 450 to 869 code for a protein of 139 amino acids. Gene Ontology annotation, molecular function: ubiquitin conjugating enzyme binding; ubiquitin protein ligase activity. Gene Ontology annotation, cellular component: cytoplasm.